UAUCAUGAGCAAUCAAAAUAGGAAUUGGUGUGAAUGAAGAUUCUUAAUUGGAUGAUGAAACACUUUAAGUUUUGAGGGAUUGGGGUAGAAACAAUUUGGUGGUACAUCUACAAAACCCAUGAGUUCAUUAAAGAGAGAUGGGCUAGAGAAAUAGAAGAGUAAGCUAGAUUAUCUUGAGAAGAGAGCAUAGUUCGAAACAUACGAGAAGGAAAGUUCACUAUCAUGUAAGAUAAAGAGUUGCUGAAAGAGCGAUUAAGAGUCAAAGGCAGAUUUGUUACAUGGACACAAGCUUUAAAAAUGUUGAAUCAAUAAUAAGACACAAUCAAAUCAUGGACCUAUAAUGAUUACUUUAAGAUUAAAAAUUUACUAAAUGAGAAAUUUGGAGCCAUUAGAAGUGAAAAAUCACUAAAGUUUUGAUUCUUAAACUUUUGUAUUUAAAAUUUGUGUAUUCUUGUUUUAUAAUAUAAUAUUUA
Molecule: messenger RNA, 473 nt
Organism: Paramecium tetraurelia
Lineage: Eukaryota; Ciliophora; Oligohymenophorea; Peniculida; Parameciidae
Exons: 2
Source: RefSeq, a predicted model, not a curated record